Messenger RNA from Thalassophryne amazonica, 719 nucleotides. Its product is annotated as pigment epithelium-derived factor-like. The record is from RefSeq and is a predicted model, not a curated record. NCBI's taxonomy places the organism in Eukaryota, Metazoa, Chordata, Actinopteri, Batrachoidiformes, Batrachoididae. The coding region runs from base 210 to 719 and encodes 169 amino acids. The transcript has 6 exons.
CUGAGAGUAAUUCAAUUAUCUCACAAUCACAUGAGAAGUUUAUUAAUGAGGAACAAAAAGUCCUGAAUGUUUUUCUUCCACUUUUGUCUUUUGUCUCCUUUCUGUCUCUACUUCAUAAACCACUUGCUCGUCCACGUGGCAGCGGGAGCACUGCACUCACUGCGCGCCUCCAGAAGCACGCACACAGACAGACGAGGACUGAAGAGAGAAUGAAGGCGAGAACGUUCCUGCUGCUGUUUGGGACCGUGUUGAGCUGCUGUCAGGCGCAGCUGGAGACGGCAGUUGAGGAGGCUGGCGAGGAGGAGGAACAUGUCGAGCUUUUCACCACACCUGCGACAAAGAUGGGCGCUGCCACCUCAGACUUUGGCUACAACCUGUAUCGUGCCAUGGCGAGUCGUGACCCUAACGCCAACAUCUUCUUGGCCCCCAUCAGUGUUUCUGCAGUGCUGACACAGCUGUCCAUGGGAGCUUCCGAGCGAGCUGAGCGGCAAAUGUUCAGGGCCCUGAGGUACCACACGCUGCAGGACCCCCAGCUCCACAACACGCUGAGAGACCUGCUGACUGCGGUUCAGAUGGCGGCAAAGGCCUCAGCGCUGCAGCGCGCCUCUAUCUGUCACGAAAUCCCCUCCCUCGGACUUCGAGUGAAGCAGGACUUCACGUUGGUGGAGCAGCAGUACAAUGUUCGGCCGAAGGCUCUCAAUGCCCGGGCACAGCCAUGA